AUUGCCAGGUAGUCUGUUGAUGUUGAUGCACCACUACAAAAGGAGGUCUCGCAAUUCAAGCUCAUAUCGUGGACAACGGGACAGACCAGACAGAUUUCCUUCUGAAGACUUUAUUUUGGGGUUAAUCUAACCUACAGGUAAUGAGCAUGGAAUAUGAUGAAUACGAAGGAGACUACAAUUCAACUGAAAAUGUCACCUACGAUGAAGACGACAAAGAAUAUAUCUGCAACGGAAACCCGAACCGUGCCCUGGAGGUGAUCAUACAAACCUACGUCCAUUCUUUCAUCUGUGCAUUCGGACUGUGCGGCAACACAUUAGUGAUCAUCACGUACGCCUUCUACAAGAAAAGCAAAACCAUGACGGACAUCUGCCUUAUGAACGUGGCGGUGGCAGACUUGCUGUUCCUCGUGGCCAUGCCGCUCAUCAUCUACAAUGAGCAGCAUGACUGGGCCAUGGGCACGGUGGUCUGCAAGGCCCUGCGUGGCGCCUACAGUGUCAACCUCUACAGCGGCAUGCUCCUGCUAGCCUGUAUCAGCGGGGACCGCUACAUCUCCAUCGUCCUAGCCAGGCGCUCUUUCGGCCUUCGCUCCCGGACCCUGAUCUACAGCCGCCUCAUCUGCAUGGCCAUCUGGGCCGUGGCCCUUGCCCUGUCCGUCCCCACGUUCAUCUACACCGAGCGGGUUGAGGAGAACAAGCUGGAGGGCGAGAGAGUGACCGUGUGCCAGGCUCGGUUCACUCUGAUUGAGACCGCCCGGCUGAUGAAGGUGCUGGUGCCAAGCCUGCAGAUGGCCGUUGGGUUCUUCCUACCCCUCCUGAUCAUGGUUCUGUGCUACUCCAUGAUCGCAGGGACUCUCCUGAGGACUCACAACACACAGAGGAAUAAGGCGGUGCGUGUGGUCCUGGCCGUGGUGGUCGUCUUCAUCUUGUGCCACUUGCCUUACAAUGUGGCACUGCUGUACCACACGGUGGUGCUGUUCAAGGAAAGGGAGUGUGAUAAGGAGAGGUUAAUCCUAACCACGCUCACCACCACCAGGAGCCUGGCCUAUCUCCACUGCUGCCUGAAUCCUGUCCUGUACGCCUUUGUCGGGGUCAAGUUCAGAAACCACUUCAGGAAGAUCCUGGAGGACCUGUGGUGUCUGGGCAGGAAGUACAUCUACCCCUCCGGACGCUCGUCGCGCAUGACCUCCGACACGUAUUUUCCUACACUGAAGUCCGCCAGUGGAUCAAACAAUGACAAUGGGUCGUCAUUCACCAUGUAAACACGGGAGUGGAGAGAGAUUUCUAUCAACCACUACUGGUGACGAUAACAUGGUUGGUUUGGAACUCCAGUCAUGACUGUUAUGCUGUAUACAGUGUACGACACAAGUAUUUGUUUUCAUCUCUAGAAACAUAAUCACUCGAGUAAUUACUGUAUUUGUCUAGUUGAGCACAUCAUCCAUGUGACAUUUCUCUAGACUGUGGCAACAUUCUUUGUUACAUUCUGCAUUGUGGAACAUUGAAUUAAAAUCCAUAAGUAGAAAUAUUACAUAUAUAUAACAAUCAAUGACAAUGUCUUGUUUUUGUCAAGAAAUGCAAACAGUGUGUUCAGAUUUUGUAUCUUUGGGAUCAAUGUUCUGUAGACGUACUCAGUGGUUUCCUGUAUGUGAGGUUUUAUUGUCUUGUAGGUAGUGGCUUUGCGAUUGUUUGUUCAUAUACUUCCAUGCAUUGUUUAGUUGUUGUUCAUCUAAAUUCUUUGCACAAUAAAAAACACAAAUGUA
Esox lucius (northern pike) is the source of this 1757-nucleotide messenger RNA. RefSeq names its product chemokine (C-C motif) receptor 6b (gene ccr6b). Gene Ontology annotation, cellular component: membrane. Lineage: Eukaryota; Metazoa; Chordata; Actinopteri; Esociformes; Esocidae. The record is from RefSeq and is a predicted model, not a curated record. The transcript has 4 exons. The coding region runs from base 141 to 1259 and encodes 372 amino acids. Gene Ontology annotation, biological process: chemotaxis; immune response; G protein-coupled receptor signaling pathway. Gene Ontology annotation, molecular function: chemokine receptor activity.